Messenger RNA from Spodoptera exigua (beet armyworm), 1143 nucleotides. NCBI's taxonomy places the organism in Eukaryota, Metazoa, Arthropoda, Insecta, Lepidoptera, Noctuidae. The record is from the annotation of a GenBank genome assembly.
AUGCCUGUGUGUUGUAUUGUGCAGUGUGGUGCAAAAAAGAACGAAAAUCAACCUCAAUUGUCUUUGUAUAGAUAUGGCCUCAUAUUGGCUGACAAAAGUAAACCAAAGCCCACAUUCCAGGCCUCCAGAAAUGUUUUUGGAAACGAUUCCGACUCAGACGACGAAUCUAAGAAAAAAUUAUCUUUACCUCGACCUAGCGAUCUUAUAAAUAGGAAGGCAAAAUUGACUCAAGAAAAAGCUUUAACUGAAGAUCCAACAGUUUACCAGUAUGAUGAAAUAUAUGAAGAAAUGGUUAGCAAAAAGGAUAAGGAGAAAGUCAAAACUAAAGAAGAGAAGAAACCCCAAUACAUAGAAAAUUUGAUGAAGGCUGCUAAUAAGCGAAAAAUUGAAAAUGAGAGACGUAUUGAGAGACAAGUUCAAAAGGAAAGGGAAAAGGAGGGUGAUGAAUUUAAGGAUAAGGAAGUAUUUGUGACCUCUGCAUACAAAAAGAAGUUGGAAGAAAUGAGAUUAGAAGAAGAGAAAGAGAAACGAGAAGAGUAUUUGGAGAAUAUUGGAGAUGUUAUGAAACAAAGAGAUUUAGGUGGUUUUUACCGUCAUCUAUAUGAACAGAAGUUAGGAAAAGAUAAAACUGAAGUAGAAAAUGUAGAGGCAACAAAGUCUGAUGUUACAGAAGAAAGUAAAAAUGAUGAUGAUGCAUCUACAAAAACGACUACAAAUCCUGAUUUACAAAAGAAAAGAAAUUACAGAAAGCGAAAAUCAUCAGACAGGACACGAUUGUCUGAUGGCGAAAUUGAGGACUCUGAUGAAGAGAUUAAUCGUGUUAAUCUAGAUGAUUUAAAAUUGGCAAAGAAACAAAAGUCGGAAAAUAUUGAUGCAGAUUCAGAUUUUUCAAUAGAUGAGUCAAGUGAUGAAGAUGGUGACAAAAAAGAGCCUUUGAAAAUUAAACCAGAAAAAUCUGACGAGAUAAAUGUAAAAGAAAAGACCAGUAGCCCUAAACAAAUUAAAAAUGAAAGUACUGAAACUAAAGAAGUGACACCAAUACCAAAAGAGAAAAUUGAUAUUUGGAAAAAGAGAACUGUUGGACCAGUUUUUGAAGAAGCUCUCAAAAGGUAUUAUGAAAGAAAAGCAGCAAGAGGUUGUUGA